AUGCACUGCACAGUUUCACGGGCACGGCGCCGCGGUCCGACCGGCACGCGGCCCCUCCGUCGUCGCCGCGGCCGCGUGUGCACGAAAACCGUUAGCUCGCCGUGGUUUCGCUGGAUACCCUACCCUUACGCUAGUGGCUACGACUCCGCACGUCUGGGGCGCCCGUCGACGCCGACUAGGAAGAGAUUAUCCCCGGUCGAUGCACGGCACAGUUUCACGGGCACGGCGCCGCGGUCCGACCGGCACGCGGCCCCUCCGUCGUGGCCGCGGCCGCGUGUGCACGAAACCGUACGCUCGGCUGUGGUUUCGCUAGAUACCCGACCCGGCCCGGGUGCCUACGACUCGCACGGCUGGGGCGCCCGUCCGACGCCGACUAGGAAGAGAUUAUCCCCGGUCGAUGCACGGCACAGUUUCACGGGCACGGCGCCGCGGUCCGACCGGCACGCGGCCCCUCCGUCGUCGCCGCGGCCGCGUGUGCACGAAACCGUACGCUCGGCCGUGGUUUCGCUGGAUACCCGACCCGGACCGAGUGGCUACGACUCGCACGGCUGGGGCGCCCGUCCGACGCCGACUAGGAAGAGAUUAUCCCCGGUCGAUGCACGGCACAGUUUCACGGGCACGGCGCCGCGGUCCGACCGGCACGCGGCCCCUCCGUCGUCGCCGCGGCCGCGUGUGCACGAAACCGUACGCUCGGCUGUGGUUUCGCUAGAUACCCGACCCGGCCCGGGUGCCUACGACUCGCACGGCUGGGGCGCCCGUCCGACGCCGACUAGGAAGAGAUUAUCCCCGGUCGAUGCACGGCACAGUUUCACGGGCACGGCGCCGCGGUCCGACCGGCACGCGGCCCCUCCGUCGUCGCCGCGGCCGCGUGUGCACGAAACCGUACGCUCGGCUGUGGUUUCGCUAGACACCCGACCCGGCCCGGGUGCCUACGACUCGCACGGCUGGGGCGCCCGUCCGACGCCGACUAGGAAGAGAUUAUCCCCGGUCGAUGCACGGCACAGUUUCACGGGCACGGCGCCGCGGUCCGACCGGCACGCGGCCCCUCCGUCGUCGCCGCGGCCGCGUGUGCACGAAACCGUACGCUCGGCUGUGGUUUCGCUAGAUACCCGACCCGGCCCGGGUGCCUACGACUCGCACGGCUGGGGCGCCCGUCCGACGCCGACUAGGAAGAGAUUAUCCCCGGUCGAUGCACGGCACAGUUUCACGGGCACGGCGCCGCGGUCCGACCGGCACGCGGCCCCUCCGUCGUCGCCGCGGCCGCGUGUGCACGAAACCGUACGCUCGGCUGUGGUUUCGCUAGAUACCCGACCCGGCCCGGGUGCCUACGACUCGCACGGCUGGGGCGCCCGUCCGACGCCGACUAGGAAGAGAUUAUCCCCGGUCGAUGCACGGCACAGUUUCACGGGCACGGCGCCGCGGUCCGACCGGCACGCGGCCCCUCCGUCGUCGCCGCGGCCGCGUGUGCACGAAACCGACUUAACCUAA
Messenger RNA from Macrosiphum euphorbiae (potato aphid), 1488 nucleotides. Lineage: Eukaryota; Metazoa; Arthropoda; Insecta; Hemiptera; Aphididae. The record is from the annotation of a GenBank genome assembly.